Prosopis cineraria is the source of this 1970-nucleotide messenger RNA. RefSeq names its product transcription factor DIVARICATA. The transcript is spliced from 2 exons. The record is from RefSeq and is a predicted model, not a curated record. Gene Ontology annotation, molecular function: DNA binding. The coding region runs from base 763 to 1659 and encodes 298 amino acids. NCBI's taxonomy places the organism in Eukaryota, Viridiplantae, Streptophyta, Magnoliopsida, Fabales, Fabaceae.
AGCCUGCAAUUCAACUUGAACGACAGAGAAUAUGCUUAUCCAGGAUGGAGUCCCUUUCGUCUCUCCUCUCCUUCCUUCCCUUCUCUGUAGUCGCCGCGCCUGCGAACUCCCUCUCCACCAAUCAUAUUUCUGUGCCUUUGACCCUUCUGUGCCUCUACUCGUCCUUUUUUCCAGAGUCGAUCGCUGUCUCACAAGCAGUACUAACAGCUGACACAUUUCUGCUGUUCAAACUAUGCUACUGCUCUGCCUGUUUCUCAUUAAUUCUCUGAACUUUAUUGCUCUUCCCAAUUUCUCUCUCGUUUUUCUUCAAUUCAAAACCAUUCUGUUCAAUGGGUUUCCAUUAUUGAUUAUCACUCUAUAAGCUUCUAAGCUAGCUAUUCUCUGCUCAUUUUCCAUUCAUCUUCUCAAUUUCGGUCUGGGUUUUGGCUUUUUCUGUUGUAGAUCUGAAAAGGUUUAGGGUUUAUUCUUCCCCCAUUGCUCUGUCGAAUUUGGAAUUUUUUCCUUGGGUUUUGGAAAGAAAGCCUUUUCUAGAUUCCUCAGGUAUUUUGGGUACGUGAAAAGGGCAGCUGAUUCCCUUCUAAUUGCGUAUUGGUUAAAUUAAAUACUUUCUUUGGCCAUAUGAAGCCUCUCCAGAACCCUUCGCCAUUUCUUGCUCACUCUGUUUCUCUCUCUGAAUUUUCAUCAAACAGAGAGUGCGCAUUUCUCUAACAUCUGCUUUGGCAUGCUUGCUUGUUUGCUGCUGUGUUCAAUACAUCUAGAACAAUGAACAGGGGAAUUGAAGUUCUCUCUCCAGCCUGCUACCUCCAGAACUCUAAUUGGUUGUUCCAGGAAGGCAAUGGAACUAGAUGGACCCCGGAGGAGAACAAGCGGUUUGAGAACGCUUUGGCUCUGUAUGAUACGGAUACGCCAGAUCGUUGGCUAAAGGUGGCGGCCAUGAUUCCAGGCAAGACUGUGGGAGAUGUGAUCAAACAGUACAGAGAACUGGAAGAAGAUGUGAGUGUCAUUGAAGCAGGGCUGUUCCCAAUCCCUGGGUACAGUGAUAGAUCUUUCACAUUCGGGUGUGUCAAUGGCCAAGGCUUUGAUGGGUUCAACCAAUUUUAUACUGUUGGUGGAAAAAGGGGUGCGACCACUAGACCAUCUGAGCACGAAAGGAAGAAAGGAGUUCCAUGGACUGAAGAGGAGCACAGGCAAUUUCUGAUGGGUCUGAAGAAGUAUGGCAAAGGGGACUGGAGAAACAUCUCUCGCAAUUUUGUGACCACGAGGACGCCUACUCAGGUUGCGAGUCAUGCUCAGAAGUAUUUCAUCAGGCAGCUUACAGGAGGGAAAGAUAAGAGGAGAUCCAGUAUCCAUGAUAUCACUAUGGUCAAUCUCCAAGAAACCAAACCUCUUUCAUCAAACAGUAUCAGACCUGCUUCUUCAAAUCAUCCCCCGAAGGUUGUAAAUCCACACCAGAAUCAGAUAUUCAUGGUUAAACAGGAAUAUGACAUGCCAAUGGAUUUCAAUCCCACAAACGAGAACAUGUUCUUGGCACCCAUGUAUGGGAUUUCUUCAUAUGGAUCGAAACCACAGGAGCAGCUUAUACUCAGAGGUACGCUCCAUGGACGUGAUUAUGGACCUUACGAUACCAUUCUUCAGAUGCAAUCAAUGCAGCAUCAGUGAACUAUGGAUAUAAUGGAGGGUUUAGAUGAAGUUCUGGACGUGUUAAAACGCUAAACCCCUUUUCAAUGAUGGUGCAUUUAUUUCUUCACACAUGCUUCGUGGUGUUCUAUGUGUAGAUGUUGUGGAGGACUCAGAAUUAGAGGUUAGUGAUUAGACUCUGAAGAGUGAAGAUAUCAGUACAUAUUGUAUUCCUAUAUCAAAAUUCCGGGACAAGAACCAGAUAACCAUGUAUACAGGGAAGUUAUUUUAACAUGUGAAGCUUGAGGUUGUGUAAUAUGAUUUUCUGAUGAUGAUGAUGAUGAUUAUUAUUA